CUUCACCACACUCGACAACUUGUCGCAUUGCACCUCGACAUCGCCAUUGACUUUGACGACAUCGAACAUGGAUCGCAGUCUGGACGAAAUCAUCGGCGAACGCCCUGCGCGCGGCCGCGGCGGUGGCAGAGGCGGACGAGGACGAGGACGCGGCGACGGCGAUCGACGCCCACCGCCUCCAUCAUUGAGACCGCCACGUAGGGAAGAGUAUCCCCGAGAUGGAGUACGAAAGUACCGUCGCGAUGAACCAACAAACUUGGACUCGUACUACAACACCGACUACAGAUCACGCAGAGCAGAAGCUGACACAAGAGAAAGCGAGUGGGUGCAUGACCGCUUCGAAGAGGAUCGAUAUGACCGACGAGGCUAUCGGGGUCCUGCUGAGGACGACGACCGCUACGCUCCCAGAGGCGCUGCGCCACGCGGCGGCGGCGGUACCAAGAUCAGAGUGGACAAUGUGCACUACGAGCUCACCGAAGACGAUUUGCGCGAACUAUUCGAGCGCGUAGGCCCGACAACCUCUGUUCGCCUUCUGUACGACCGCUCCGAUCGAUCGACCGGCACAGCAUACGUGAUCUACGAGGACGAGCGCGACGCACGUGAUGCUUUCGAGAAAUUCGACGGCUGUCCUGCUAAUGGCCAGGCCAUCCGCCUCACUGUUAUGCCAAACGGCCCGGCAGAACCCGGUCCACCACCACGCGCACUUGCAGACCGUGUUGAGCGCGCACCGCGCAGCAUAUUCGAGCGCAUCGAAGGUGGCAGAGAGGACAGCAGAGAUGGAGGACGGAGAAGACGCGCGCGGAGCGACAGCCCGAGACGACAAGCUGGAGACACCUACGCGCCUCGCUCGCGAUCGCCUCCAAGACGCCGUGGUGGUGAUCGAGGUGGUCGUGGGGGCGGCAGACGUCCUGGCGAGCGACGGGAAGAGAGAGGUGGCAGACCAGCACGCAAGGCUCGCACAGACGACGAGGGCCGCCCGCUUGUUGGUGGCAGACCGAGAAAGACUGCCGAAGAGCUGGACGCUGAGAUGAACGACUACUGGGGUAGCAAGGGCGAUGCUGCAGAGAGCAAUGGCAAUGGUGCGGCGAAUGGAGGCGGAGAGACUGCUGGAGGAGACAUUGAUAUGGAUAUCUAGAGAGACACUCACUCUCUGCCAUGUCAUACUAGGCGAGCAGAUGUGUAGCCUCGCCCCAUCUCAUCAUGAGACUUGUACCAUAAGGUCCUUCUUCCAAGAAGAACCCGAAAACGCCAAAGCGCCACGCUCGCUGAGAACAACGCUGCCAUAGAAAAACCAAAUCAAUCAAGCAGCAAGAAAUCCUGUCGUUCAAGCCCUCCAUCAUCAAAUCCCCAACUCUCC
Cercospora beticola is the source of this 1357-nucleotide messenger RNA. Its product is annotated as RNA-binding protein. The record is from RefSeq and is a predicted model, not a curated record. NCBI's taxonomy places the organism in Eukaryota, Fungi, Ascomycota, Dothideomycetes, Mycosphaerellales, Mycosphaerellaceae. Gene Ontology annotation, molecular function: mRNA binding. Gene Ontology annotation, cellular component: nucleus.